CCCCUGUAAAGUUCCCCCCGAGCACCUGACCGCCCAUCAAAUUUACCUCCUCCGCCCUAGGAUUUAUAAGUUUUCAUCGCCAUCUAGCUCGAACACGAAGAGGAAAAGAAACCGAGCGAGAGAAACCCUAAUAGGGGUCGCCGGAGGGACCGCCAUGGAUAUGUCGGCAGCGAUAGCGCGGCAGACGUGGGAGCUGGAGAAUAACAUCGUGGCGAUGGAGGCGGGGGUGCCGGACGCGGACGCGAUCUACUACUACGACGAGGCGGCGCAGGCCAAGUUCCAGCAGGAAAAGCCGUGGGCGCACGACCCCAACUUCUUCCGGCGGGUGAGGAUCUCGGCGCUGGCCCUUCUCAAGAUGGUGGUCCACGCCCGCUCCGGCGGCACCAUCGAGGUCAUGGGCCUCAUGCAGGGGAAGACCGACGGCGACACCAUCGUCGUCAUGGACGCCUUCGCCCUCCCCGUCGAGGGCACUGAGACCCGCGUUAACGCCCAGGCCGACGCCUACGAGUACAUGGUCGACUAUUCUCAGACAAAUAAGCAGGCAGGAAGAUUGGAGAAUGUAGUUGGGUGGUACCACUCGCACCCUGGAUAUGGGUGUUGGCUGUCGGGUAUCGAUGUAUCUACUCAGAUGCUUAAUCAGCAGUUUCAAGAACCAUUCCUGGCUGUUGUGAUUGAUCCCACCAGGACUGUUUCGGCUGGGAAGGUGGAAAUUGGUGCAUUCAGGACAUAUCCGCAGGGGUACAAACCGCUUGAUGAACCUGUAUCAGAAUAUCAGACCAUCCCACUUAACAAGAUUGAAGAUUUUGGGGUUCACUGCAAACAGUACUAUGCAUUGGAUAUAACCUAUUUCAAGUCUUCUUUGGACUGCCACCUGUUGGAUCUUCUAUGGAAUAAAUACUGGGUGAACACGCUAUCUUCAUCCCCACUCUUAGGCAACCGAGACUAUGUUGCAGGGCAAAUUUCUGAUUUGGCGGAAAAACUGGAGCAUGCUGAAAAUCAGUUGGCUCAUACACGAUUGGGUUCUUUUCUUUUGCCCUCGCAACGAAAGGAGAAUGAGGAAUCUCAGCUGGCAAAGACAACUCGGGAUAGCUCAAAAAUUACUGUUGAGCAGGUGCAUGGUCUCAUGUCACAGGUUAUUAAGGACAUCCUCUUCAACACCGUCCGUCACUCUAGCAGUACAUCCCCAAGCCUUUCAGACUCUUCUGGCCCCGAACCUAUGGUGGAAGCAUGAAGGGUGCCGACAACAGCACAGGGGUUUCCAAUUUUUGACACCUUCAUGCCGCCGCCUAAGAAAUGUGGCAUCCAGGCCAAGCCCGUUAUUUGUUAAUACUUGCCCCCUUGGAUAUGCCAAGUAGCUGCUUCUGCUUGGUUUGAUCUCUCACUCUGACAUGCUCCAACAAUUUCCUAGUGCUGAAGAACUUGGAUCUGUAAUUAUCAGCUCAAAUUUAAAUUUGGAUUGGUGAGUAGGAUCAUUAGUAAUUUAAGGAGAUGCUUAUGCCUGGGAUGACGUUUCUUCUCAGUUCAUAAGAAAUGCGUUUCCUUUGGUCACUUGAUCCCAUAUUUUGAUCUGAUUAUUGAGGAAAGCUUUCAUUUCUGUUGUGGUUCACCGUACAACAGAACGUUGACACGACCAGGGGGGAAAUAUCAACUGUCACAGGCCGGGAUGGUUGGAAUUCUUCUCUCGCAAAAAAAUGGAAAGAGGGGGAAAAAGAACUCUAGAGAGGCAUGAUCCGUUUGAUGAUGGAUUGAAUCUAAAGUGUAUAGAGACGAUCUGUUUGUAAGAUUAUAUGUCGCCGUGUAGGCCUGAUCCAUGUGUUCUUCUGAUCUGGAGAGGGCAGAAUACUGAAUGUAUGGACCUGUAGAGUCUUAAUGUCUUGCAGAUGAUGCUCGAGUCC
Phoenix dactylifera (date palm) is the source of this 1895-nucleotide messenger RNA. RefSeq names its product COP9 signalosome complex subunit 5-like. NCBI's taxonomy places the organism in Eukaryota, Viridiplantae, Streptophyta, Magnoliopsida, Arecales, Arecaceae. The record is from RefSeq and is a predicted model, not a curated record. Gene Ontology annotation, molecular function: metallopeptidase activity; protein binding.